AUGUCAUCAUCUCUUCAUGUCAUCGCGUUGAUCUCGGGGGGCAAAGACUCGUUUUUUUCGAUCCUUCACUGUCAAGCCAAUGGGCACAAGAUCGUAGCCUUGGCGAACGUGUACCCACCACAUUCAACGACCAGCAGUGAUGACAUCAACAGCUAUAUGUACCAGACGGUGGGGCAUUCUGUCAUCCCGUUGUAUGAGCAAGCGCUUGGAAUACCACUUUACAGACAAGAAAUCACGGGCAAGACAGUAAACUCAAGUAAAGAGUAUGCAAUCCCGUUGGGGAAGCAAGACCAGGACGAGACAGAGGAUUUGGUCCCCUUACUCAGACGAGUCCUAGAGGCACAUCCGGAAGCCAAUGCUGUAUCCACAGGCGCCAUUCUGAGUACUUACCAACGUACCCGUAUCGAAUCGGUGGCUCUCAGGCUAGGCCUUGCGCCACUAUCAUACCUGUGGCAGUAUCCGCUGCUUCCGCCAUACACACAGUCAUCGUUGCUUCAGGAUAUGGCAACUGUUGGUCAGAAAGCCAUCAUCAUCAAGACGGCAUCUUGUGGUUUGGACGAAGGGUUCCUGGGACUGGAUGUGGCCGCGCAAGCGACCGUCGCAAAGCUAGGUAGAGCCAUGGGACGCUUCGGUGAGGCAGACAAUGGCGCCAUCUUGGGUGAAGGUGGCGAGUUCGAGACAUUGGCUCUCGAUGGGCCGAGGCCUCUUUGGAGAAAAAGACUCGGGCUCGAGGUUGGAUCUCCGGAUCUGUUGGGGGGUGGGCAAACGGUGCAGACGAUCAAAGCCAGUACGCUCAAAGACAAAACCGAGGAUUCAGAAGAGGAGGUCUCGGGACCCUUGAGGAUCCCAGAGCUGUUAGAUGAAGAAUUCAAGGUUGUGCUGGCAACAACGGAUCGCAACAACGACAGUCGGUCCUUAUUCUCUGACGAGGGAACACUUCUCAAUGGGCCCCAUGGGCUUGAUCCCGCAGCAGCCAAAAGCACGACAGCAUCCCUUGCUAUCCCAAGAAACACCAUCAAUGACACGCCCACCCUCUUCACCUGUUCUAAUCUAACUAGCGAUACUUGCCCGACAUCCUCGUCAGGCUCCCCCUCGCGCCAACUGACAAAGAUCUUCCUUCGUCUCGACCAUAUUCUUAAGCAAUGGCAUGUUUCUAGAUCUGCAAUCAACCACUGUACACUACUCCUUCGCAACAUGAGCAGUUUCACUGUUCUUAACCCCACUUAUGGUCAAUACUUCAGCAAUGUAAACCCGCCAGCCAGAGUGACGAUGGCAGUGGGAGACAUCAUGCCGGAGAAUGUGGACGUCAUGCUCAGUGUCAUUGUAGAUAAGGAUGAGAAGGACGGCAAGGGCCAGGUCAUUAGAUCCGUUGACAGACAAGGCCUACAUGUGCAAGGGAGAAGCUACUGGGCACCAGCAAAUAUAGGACCAUACAGUCAAGCGAUAGCUGCGCGGCUGCCACUUGGCGACCAGAAGGCUGAUAGCGAGGCCAAGAUUGUGUAUGUUGCUGGACAAAUCCCCUUGAUCCCAGCAUCAAUGGAGGUGUACAAUGAGCAUGAUUUCAAAGGCCAGGCAAUACUCUCUUUACAGCAUCUCUGGCGGAUUGGCCGCGUCAAAGGGGUCAAGUGGUGGACGGCAGCUGUAGCCUUCCUACCUACCUCUGAGCAUGCAGAGGAACGAGUGUGGAUUGCACAACAAACCUGGGCAGCUAUACACAUGCCUCAUGCAGAGAAAGAGUCUGAUUAUGACGACGACGACGACGAAGAGGCAGAGAUCGACCCUUGGGACCGUCUCAAUCGCAACCAUGGCUCCCUAUUCAACAACACCACCUACCGCUCACCCAUACCCGAUCCAACAGCCGUCACAAACGCCACCACGCCCGAGGCAUCACCGAUACCACCUUGCUUCGUCGUACAAGUCUCGUCCCUCCCGCGCGGUGUAGAUGUCGAAUGGAGCGCCACCGGCCUCACAUGCCCGUCCAUCACUUUCACCCGUCCAGCCCAACACACCCGCCUCACGCGUUCCUCUGCGCUACCAACCCGUUCGCGCUUCUACACCCUAGAGAUUCGGAGCCAGAGCGACGUCGACGUUUUGCGUGAGAUGGGCCGGGACAGUGUCAGGGAGUGGACUUGUGCGACGCUGUAUGCGGGGCCGGGAUUCGAGGUUGGGCCGAAGAUGAAUCUGAGGGGGGUGCAGUGGGUGCCGUGUAAGAGGGUUUGGGGGGAAGGGGGUCGGGAGGUUAGGGGAGUGUUGGUGGGGAGGGCAGAUGGAGUGGGGGCUGAGGAGGGCGUCAUGGAGAGAUUGGUUGGUGGGAUGCGGUGGAGCAGUGCUUGA
Plenodomus lingam JN3 is the source of this 2334-nucleotide messenger RNA. RefSeq lists its product as uncharacterized. NCBI's taxonomy places the organism in Eukaryota, Fungi, Ascomycota, Dothideomycetes, Pleosporales, Leptosphaeriaceae. Gene Ontology annotation, biological process: protein histidyl modification to diphthamide. The record is from RefSeq and is a predicted model, not a curated record. Gene Ontology annotation, molecular function: diphthine-ammonia ligase activity.